AUGGCGCUGACGGCAAAAGUGUGUUUGUUGCUGCUCUUGCAGCUCGUAGUGUCACAUGCAAACGCAGGUAGCUGGCAGAGCUGUUGUAAGGUGCCUGUGGCAAAGUGUGGUGUAGGUGACAGUGCAUUGGAUGGUCGCGAGUACCGGUAUGACAUUGGAGCGUACCGGUACAAGUGGACCAACUACCCAUAUAACUCAUACAGCUACCUCGGCCCCUUUGCAACCGUUGCAUUGAGUCAGGUGUUCCAAUCAUGCCAGGUCUGCUCAAAUGAAACAAGGCCUACCCAGGGGGGUCCCACUCAGAACCCUUCCCUGCCUACCGCCAGAACCAGCAUCAUGAUCGUUGACAACGACGUCGGUGAGCUUGACAUCAAAAAGGCAGAAAUCCUCUCUCAGAUCCCGUGUGGUAGAGAUUGCAGGCUGUGGUUUGUGGGUUGUAACCUAACGGAGAUAGAGGGAGGGGCGUUUGCUAUGUUGCCACAGGUGUCCACCCUGGUCAUCUGGCGGAGCAAUGUCCAGGCUCUGAGGAACGGCACGUUUGCUGGGAUGGACGGUCUCAAAAAGCUGCUGUUGUUGGAGAACAACCUGACACAUCUGGAGGUUCCCCAGAGAGAAUUUUCAUAUACAUCUCAACAGCUCAACAAAACCAAACAUGCCAUGGCUCUGAAGAUUACCUGUGGAUUUGGCCGUGCUGGUGUUCGCGAGAGCAAAGUUAUAGGCUUGUCUGAAGAAGAGAAAAAAAUCAAGAAGUUUGGCCACAGGGAUCUUGACCAACGAUACAAGGCUUUCAAGAAUAUCUAUGAAGGAGGAGAAAAGAAUGAACUGAGUUUCAAAGACUUUGGUGACAGUGUAAAACAUGUUGAAAAGGUUCUGAACAACUGGUCAGGAAGCUGCCGUGAUGAGAAGGAACAGUUUUUAGAGUAUUUCAGUCUAGACAACUGGAAGAAGCUGAGUGCAGCAAAGAAAGCACAACAUGCCAUUGUAGGCCCAUGCAAAGCAUGCCAGUUGGAUCACAAGGACUUCUGGGAACUCUACAAUAAGCAGAUAAGGUGUACAAGGAUACGUAAUGCACUAAGUGCCAGUUUAGCACACGUUAAUGAUGCAAACAAAGUACAAGAUGAAAGGUCUAAAAAGCGAAAGUGGGCGCAAGAAGUCAAGUCUAAGAUUGAAGCAGCACAGAUGAAGCACAACAGAGAUGUUGCGGUGGCUUAUGGGAUUAGUGAAUCCCUCAACGGCCGAAGGAAAAGAAGGUUGGCAGAGGAGUUUGAGACAAAAGAGGAGGCAGACAAACGCAGCAAAAAAAGGAAGAUUCUUGAAGAACGGGGUGAGAGGACACCCAAGAAGAGGUUAGGGACAUUUGAAGCCUGGGCCACAUUUGACAAAGAGAAGCUGAAGCAAGAAGUGGAAAGUUACGAGGAUGAGGCGGACAUAAACUGGACAGAGCUGGCAAGGAAGUACCACAUUAGGAAACAUAAUGGAGAAGUGCCUUCCAAUGUUGGUCAAAUGUUGAAGCUCUGGCUAGAAAAGGAAAACGUCAACACCGAGAGAUUCAGGAAGCAACCUGCAGCAACACGUGUCCGCAGAGCAAGAGUGAAGAUAGGUGGGGGUACCGGCCUUACCCUCCCCAAGAGGCGCACAGAGAGACAGAUAAGUAGGGAGCUGUCCAUAAUGAUCAGAGAUGGACAAGUUCCGAUUGGUGAGUUUGUUGUUCCGAAGACAUUCCGAAAGUUCAUUCUAAACAAACACACCAAAACAAUCGAGACCAAAACUAUCACCAUAGAAGGAAGAAAACAGCCACUACUUAAAGUCAGGGAGCAACUUCUGCAGUCGCAGCAGCCAUUCAUGAGGGAUGCAAGCAACUACAACCAAAUGACAAAAGAACAGUUGAAACAACGCCUGAUGGAGCUAGGGGGGUAUACAGAAGAGGAGGAUACAGAAGAAGCCAUGAGACAGGAGUUGCAACGUAAAGAGAGUACAAGAUAUCUGAUGUAUUGGGAGGACGGGGCAACCCUUGCCAACCAUGGCUACAUCUUGUACCUGGUUGCAACCAUCUAUGAUGCAGCAAUACACCUUACAGAUAUAGAAUACCGCCAGAAGUACCACCUAAACAUCUCUGUCCAGUCCAAAGUUGAACAGCCACAAAUCUACAUCAUUGCCAGAAGCAGCAGCUCUGACGCAGAACAGCUGCUGUAUUCUGAGACACGAAGAGAUGACCUGCCAUCUCUUGCUCUCCCUGUGAAGUCACAAGAUGGAAGGGAGUACAACGACAUCCUGCGAUUUUUCAAGGGGGACAAUCCUGCUCGUCAGUUUGAGAUAGGUCAACAGAGAGGAGGACACUACCCUUGUCCUUGUGGUGUAAACAUUGGAGGAGCCCACAGCUACCAUGAGUGCUGUGCCGUUGAGAACCCUGCGCCAACUCUGCAAGACAGACAAGAAUUUAUUCUUGAUGGGCCAGUGACACGCCUAAAGGCGUCUUCCUCCCUUCCAAACGCCUUCGACCAACUGACAAAAGAAGAGAUGCAAGACGAACUAACAUACAGAGGAGCAGUGCCAUAUGAGUCGGUUGAUAAGCUAUCCAAGAAAGAGCUGCAGCAGGAAAUGAAGAGGACACUACAAGGGGUCAAGAGAGCUCCAGCACUGCUUCAGCCCAACCCCACACAGAACCUUACAGAACUCAACCUCCAACACCUGGAAGUUCCCGCAUGCGAAAGCAUGCAUGACAUCUACAAUCACAUAAAGAACAUCCUAGAAGAACUGCCAGCACAUGUGCCAAGAGAAAUUGCAGAGACAAUUCAAACUGUAAAGCAGACAGUCCUGGGAGAUAAGGACACUGUCAGAGCCAGCGACAUGCGCAGACUCCUGCUUAUACUGACAAAACAGCUCGAACAACAAGGUAAAGCAAGCAAGGAGGUAAUGGAGCUCCUGUACAGCCUAGCUGAAGUUCAACGGCUCUGCUAUGCAGCUGCAGAUGAUCGAACCACCACCACCAUCUACCGCCUGUCAAACACGGUCUUCAAACACCAUCUCAUGAUGAAGGUAUGUUUCCCUGGGAUGCUGACAAACAUCACAAACAGAAAGCUCUGGGGACAGUACAUACAUUCUUUAAGAGACCAUACCCCGAUCUUAUAUAGGAUUGCACCAAUCAGCUCCCUGAUGGCAGAAAAUGAGGAGAGACACUUUGCAACAAUCAAGCGCAUCACGAAGUCUUCUGGAAACUAUGCUGACGAAGGUCAACUCAUCACCAACGUCUUUGUGAAGUCCCACUUCAACCAAGAUACAGGAGCAGCUACCCACCAGGACAAUCAGAUAUCGGAGAUGGGAAAACUGCUGCCCCAGUCGAGAACCCGUAUCCCCAUCACCCUGUUAAAGAAGUAUGCACGAGAUGCUCAGACACACUGUGAGCGUGUGGCUGAUUUCAUGCAAGAUGGAUACAACAUUCACUGGCACAUAGAAGAUGAAGAUGUCGUCUUCCAUGAUUCACCAGCACAGGACCCACCCUCUCACCCCCCUCAUCACUUCAGAUCCUCAUCUUGCAAGCAGGAGCUCCAAUUCCUUCAGCAGAAAUGGAAAGGAUGUCUUCAGGAUGAGGUACCCUUGCCACUCAGCAAGAUCUGGGUCUACGAAGGCCAGAACUUGGCAAGGAAAGUCACAACCCCAUUUCUGGACACAGGACAUCUCUUCAACCAGAAAUAUCACUACAUGGCGGCCAACGCAGUAGAAGAACCCCCGCAGACCAAUGCAGAAGAAGAUCAGACAGUGGAUCAACCUGACAGUGAUGAAAUGGAGGAUACAGAGGAUGAAGAGGUCAUCAGGAUGGACCGUCUAGAUCCCGAACCAGAGCUUGAGCAGUUCGAAGCUGAGACUGAACCCACCUGGGACCAAGCUGACAGUGAACAGACUGACACCAGAUCUCCACUUCGGGCCAUCCUUCCCAGCAAGGUUCCUGGCAACAUCAGAUCUGGAGGAGAGAUAAGGGGACAAGUAGGCAGCUGUUUGUCACCAGGAAGCAGCCCUGUCUCCACACCUCCCAGAACACCAGUGCAGGAAGCAGAGCGCUCCACUGGCAACUAUCAUAGACAUAGUUCCAAGCACAGCAGCUUCACCACACCAACUAUGACAAGAAGUGUGAGCCUUCCAGGUACCAGCAUGAUGACCCCACCGGCUACUCCAAGUAUUCCUGCCGAGAACAAAAGCAGGGAAGAGUCAAAAUGGCAGACCAAGUUGGGUUCUGCACUGGCAGUUGUGCUGGGGGAUCUGCCUGUGGUGAAGCAGGCAGACAAGAUGAAGGCCAAGAUGAAGAUGGCACCAAAGAGCCAUUGGGUCAAGGAGGAAUACAACACUUGUGUAGCGCAAGUAUCUUGUCAUCUUAGUAGGCAUCUAGACGAAGCUAGGAAAAAAUAUGCCGCUUGGGAAAAACACUUUCUUGUUGACAUAGGUAGAGUGCCAACUGUGUCAGAUGCCCGUAAUGAUCCGGAGGCUUCGGCACUGGAAAAGAGAAUCCGAUAUGCAGAGCAUCUCUUGCGGCAUUUUGGAGUACACUUGUACAGGUCAUAAUAUGGUUGCUUUCAUGUCUGAAAGCAUUGUAUAGUAGUAUUAACUGUUCUCAUGAAAGUGUUUGCAACAGCAAUUUAUUUGUAGUACUUCUUUUUUUGUGAUGGGUUUUGAAAAACCCUGAUUAUGAUGCCAAGGAAUAUAAUUGCCUCUUAGUCAUGUGUCCUCUUCUAGAUGGUAUGAAGAGCCCAAUAUGUGCAAUCGCUUUCUAUUUAGAAAGUUUUCAUUAUUUAGAUGGUUGUCAUUCAGAAUUGUUGUGGUACAAGAUACAUAUGAUGUUGGUGGAAAUGAAAUUAAUGUAAUUCUGUGAAUAAUUUUCCUUGAUCUUGUAUGUAUCAUUAGUUAGAAAAAAAGGAAUGUGUUGUGGUUUCCAAGCAAUGAUACUCAUUUGACACUUCAGUGUAAUAAUACUGUAAAUGCAGAAACUUUCGCUGUGGAUUGAUGUUUUUUCCAUUGCAGUAAGAGGCUAUAGACAGUGUAUGGCGCUACGACAAACUUAAAACACGCGCGAAAAGUCCUUUUUCCUGCUACCGCGGAAUUAAAUCCACGCGAACUUAAAUGCACUUACAGUAUUAUAAUGCAAUCACCUAUUAACAUUGUUUCACUGUUAAAAUAUUUCCAGUAAGUUAACUUACGUAACAGUUACAAUCAUUUUUUGAAAGUACGUAUUUGCAAUUCAUCAAAAAGGAAGAUAUUGUCAAUUGUGUGGAUAUUGAACCUGUAACCUACAUGACUACAGUC
This is a messenger RNA of Branchiostoma floridae (Florida lancelet), 5292 nucleotides long. RefSeq lists its product as uncharacterized. The record is from RefSeq and is a predicted model, not a curated record. The coding region runs from base 1 to 4554 and encodes 1517 amino acids. Lineage: Eukaryota; Metazoa; Chordata; Leptocardii; Amphioxiformes; Branchiostomatidae. The transcript is spliced from 6 exons.